AUGGAUGCCCCAUCUUCCUCCACUUUCUUUACCUCUUCCGGCGUACCCCAAACCCUUAUCUCAGUCUCCCAAGAAGAGUUUGCCCUUUUUCACAACAUUGACCGCAAGCUCUUCUCUCGCCUCAUCUUUCCCCUUGGCCGUGAUCCGGCUGAGUCUGCCCAGAUCAUGGCCUUGUGGAUGUGGCUUGAACACGCGGCUAAGGAGUACAACUUUGUGCACAAAUUAUGUGUCACUUUACCCGACACCAUUCUUAAUGGCAUUGCAGAUGAGUCUGUCGUGGCCUUGAACUGCAUUCAACAAGACGACUUCCAUGUUGACAUCACCAACCGCAACCAAGACAUUCCCUUAUUCAAUGCCUUAACCAAAAGUUGCGUCACCCUCGAAUUCUUCCACCAAAAUCGCCUCGGCAUCAUUCGGGGCAUCACCAAGUUGUUCAAUGAGGUUUGCAUAAAAGCCUUUGACAAUUUGUUCCCUAAACCACAACCAAACCGGGCUGAACAAAUGAUGUUGAAUGCCGACAUGUUUCGUCCUUACAAUCCAUCAUUUCACAAUGCUGCAGUUGCUGCCUAUGACAUGGUCGGGGUAUCAAACAUAGGACUUUUUCCAAAUCAAAGAAUGUAUGGUGGGGAUGUGAAUAAUAAUCCACCAUUUUUUGGGCCUUAUCAGCAUAUUCAUCUUUUGGCCAGGGCUGCAACGAGGGGGGAUGCUGCCCUAGACUACCUGCGUGGUGUUUUUGAUCCCUAUGAUCUUGCUGCUCAACGCCAUAUUUUGAAUGAGGAGAUGGGGGACGUUUUGAGCCAUUUGAAUCUAAAUGAUGAUCAGCAGGAGGUAGAGGAUGUGUCUGCUGAUGAGAGGACUAUUUUCUUGACAUUUUCUAAGGGCUAUCCCAUUUCUGAAGUUGAAGUCAGAGAGUUCUUCUCUAGGAAAUUUGGAGACUUUAUUGAUGAUGUUUUUAUGCAAGAAGUGCCUACUGAGGAGCAACCAUUGUAUGCUCGUCUUGUGGUUCGGUCUACUUCCUCCAUUCCAAUUGUUCUUGACGGGAAAAAUAAGGCCAAAUUCUCCAUCAAUGGGAAACAUGUUUGGGCAAGGAAAUAUGUGCGUAAAUCAAAAUCACCAGGAGAACCAAGUUCACCUGUAACUUCAGUUUAA
Messenger RNA from Prunus mume (Japanese apricot), 1149 nucleotides. Lineage: Eukaryota; Viridiplantae; Streptophyta; Magnoliopsida; Rosales; Rosaceae. The record is from RefSeq and is a predicted model, not a curated record.